GUGAACGGAGCCACAUUCCCGUACUGUUGGGACAACAUCUAGCUUUUAAAUCCUCACUACAGAAUGGAAGCAGCAGCCCACGAUAUGCCUUUAACUCCCUCACGUCAUACCCACAACAGAAACUCCAUCAAGACGUCCGCUUCAAAACACAGCAAAAAAUACCUCACGGUUCCUCAAGAUCAACGUUUUGUCCAUUUUGGGCGAGGCAAUGGGACUUCUGAAUCGUUGGGCAGGAGGAAGACUCACCCUAAUUCCAUUAUUAACAACUUCCUGGAGGCAGCUCAAAUGGGACCCACAGAUAGGACCUCACCGGGAGGGAUGCACUUCCGAGACAGCAAGAGGAAAGUAGACUAUGUUUUAGCUUAUCACUACCGAAAACGAACUGCUCACCACGGUGGUGGCUCUCCAGGCCCCCUGCACAGACCUGCUUCUUUGGCUAUCAUUUCUAAUGGGGAGACAGCCAAAAGCCACCCUGAACAGCAACAGGAGGAGGCUCGUAGCCAGGAUAUACCCCAUCCAGAUGCUCUGGAGAUUGAUGUAAGUCCUCUGGAUGCUCUGGAGGAAGCAAAACGGGAGCAGAGGGAGGAGUUUGAGCGCAACCUGAGGGAAGCUGGUCUGGAGCUCGAGAAAGAUGUGGAGAAUAAGAGCCAGGGUCUAAGCUUUGUCCGGAUACAUGCGCCAUGGAAUAUACUGACCCGAGAAGCAGAGCUCCUUAAAAUAAAAAUGCCCACUAAAAAAACGUACGAAAUAAAAGAGGAAGGGGGAAUUGCCAAGAAACUGGGUGAAAUAUGGCACAAAUUUACAGAACCGUUGCAGCCCAAAGUGCCACAGCAAAAGACCACCAAGAUGAAGCAUUUGUCUUAUCCUUUUUCUAGAGAAAAAAUCUAUUUGUACAAUGUUCAAGACAAAGAUGCAUUUUUUGACAAUGCUACACGCAGUCGAAUAGUACAUGAAGUUUUGAAGCGUACAUAUAGUACAAAAGCCAAAAACAGUAUGGGUCCCCGCGUUUUGGCUUGUCUUGAUACCUCGCUGAAAUUUGUGAUCAGCAUGACCUUGACCCCUCUUCAGACUCAGGGGAGAGAUGGAGUCUCACAUCUGAGGUUGAGCUUUGGAGAUGUUCUGAGAGCCAAAGGACAGCACAAACAAAAAAAUGUUCAUUUACUUAAAACUGCCUAUCCCUUCAUGGAUGGUGAAUAUGAUGGUGAAAGUGAUGAGAUGAACGAAAGAAAGCUCCUGUAUCGAGAAUGGGCACGAUAUGGAGCAUUUUAUAAGUUUCAGCCGAUCGAUCUUGUAAGAAAGUAUUUUGGAGAAAAAAUUGGAAUGUAUUUUGCCUGGUUGGGCUUAUACACAGAGUUCCUUAUCCCGUCCUCUUUAGUUGGGAUCAUUGUCUUCCUGUAUGGAUGUAUGACCAUUGAAAGUGAUGUUCCCAGCAAAGAGAUGUGCGACCAACAAAAUGCCUUCACCAUGUGCCCUCUCUGUGACAAGACAUGUGACUACUGGAACCUCAGCACCGCUUGUGGCACGGCACGGGCCAGCCACCUAUUUGAUAACCCAGCCACCGUCUUCUUCUCCAUUUUCAUGGCUCUCUGGGCCACCAUGUUUCUGGAAAACUGGAAGCGUUUGCAGAUGAGGCUGAGUUAUUUCUGGGAUUUAACAGGCUUGGAGGAAGAAGAAGAACAUCCCAGACCAGAAUAUGAAAUCAAAGUUCUACAGAAGAAACACAGAACUGAAAGCAGAAAAAAAUAAACUAACAAAGACAAACUGACCUGGCAAGAUCACCCCCCUGGCUACCUAACAAAUUUCUGUAUGUUUCUUUUCCAGAUUUCACUGACAUUUUCACUAGUCUUUGGUGUGAUUGUGUAUCGGAUAACCACGGCAGCAGCUCUUUCGAUGAGUACCAACGAGUCCACCAAGGCAAACGUCCGUGUCACAGUGACAGCCACUGCAGUCAUCAUUAAUCUUGUUGUAAUACUUAUCCUAGAUGAAAUUUAUGGAGUGGUUGCCAAGUGGCUGACAGAAAUGGAGAUACUCCAAACAGAGAAAUCUUUUGAAGAGAGGUUAAUUAUGAAGGCUUUCCUGUUGAAAUUUAGGAACUCCUAUGCACCAAUUUUUUAUGUGGCGCUUUUUUAAGGGAAGGUGAUUGGGAGGAGGGGGCUUUGCAUUUCCUGGUUCUUUUUUUUUCUCUUCCGUUUGAAUUGUGCUCCCGGAGGAUGCCUGAUGGAACUUUGCAUUCAGUUGAGCAUCAUCAUGCUGGGAAACAGCUGAUUCAAAACAACAUCUUUGGAAAUUGGAGGUCCCGUGAAAAAAUUAAAGAAGCUUUUCCGGAAGCUGAAGGAUGAGCGAACCGAGCAGAAGGAAAGUGAUUCCAACCCAUCCAAACCUCCACAGCAAUGGGAGCAGGAUUAUGUCUUGGAACCUUUCACUGGGCUGACUCCAGAAUACAUGGAAAUGAUCAUCCAGUUUGGUUUCGUCACCCUCUUUGUUGCCUCUUUUCCGUUGGCCCCUGUCUUUGCUCUGCUCAACAAUGUCAUCGAAGUCCGGCUGGAUGCCAAAAAGUUUGUCGCCGAACUGAGGAGACCAGACGCAGUUAGAGCAAAAGAUAUUGGGAUUUGGUUCAACAUCUUGAGCGGCAUUGGAAAAUUUUCAGUCAUAAUUAAUGCCUUUGUCAUUUCUGUCACUUCCGAUUUCAUUCCACGCCUUGUCUAUCAGUAUGCAUACAGUAACAAUGGGACCAUGCAUGGCUUCAUCAAUCACACGCUCUCAUACUUCAACGUUAGCCAUUUUAAGCCUGGAACCCAGCCAGAGAACUCACCUUUUGAACAGGAGGUAUCUUUUUGCAGAUUCAAAGAUUACAGAGAGCCUCCGUGGUCUGAAAAUCAGUACGAGUUUUCUAAACAGUACUGGGCUGUUCUAUCUGCGCGGUUGGCUUUUGUCAUUAUUUUUCAGAACCUGGUCAUGUUUCUCAGUGUGCUGGUUGACUGGAUGAUCCCGGACAUCCCCAAAGAUAUCAGUGAACAGAUCAAGAAGGAGAAGAGCGUGCUGGUGGAUUUCUUCCUGAAGGAAGAGCACGAGAAACUCCGACUGAUAGAAAACUUCAUCAUGCGGGAUAAGCCCAAGAGCAGGAAUGAGACGAGAGGGCGGAGAAACCGGGCGGCGAGUUUCUGCCAGUUCAGCCGAAGUCAGCGUGGCAGCUUCACCUCGUCUAGCUCCCAGCACACAGACGUAUGAUCCCUUCCGGCAGUGGUUCUCAAGCUUUCCAAAAAAGGGACCCACUUCUAAAAUUGCUCUGCUUUUGGGAUCUGCUGCUACAGUGCCAUGGGUGGCAGGUCACGCAGGCUUGGGAGGCAGGUAGUGUAGGCCACACCUGUCACUGCUGCCGCACCAGUGGCUGGGAGCGAACCUAGCCUUUGGGGGGUGAGUGAAGACCUCGAGGGCAGUAGGAAAAAAUGUGGUCGCCUUGCCCUCUCUUUUUCUCACUUCUGGCUCAGGAGAUACGAGAGGUUUUGAGCCACUUGGGGGGUCAUGACCCACAGUUUGAGAACCAUUGCCUUAAGGGCUUACCUGUACCACACAUGUAAACUGUUUAAUAACCUUCUCCCUGGAGAGCCCUAGCUCAGGUGGGAAGGAAAGCUGCUAGCAAUCUUUUGUUAGCCCCUGCAACAAAUUUAAAAUGUUAGGAUUAUUUGAGGGGGGGGGUCUUGACAGUUAACCAGAUAUACAUUUGUAAUCUGGAUGUGUCUUUUCAAGGAAUAAUAUUUCUGAAGCGUAUAGAAUCCUAGAGUUGGAAGAGACCCCCAAGGGCCAUCAAGUCCAACCCCCUGCAAUGCAGAAACACACAAUCAAAGCACCCCCUGACAGAUGGCCAUCCAGCCUCUUUUUAAAAACCUCCGAAGAAGGAGACUCCACCACUUUCCAAGGUAGUGCACUCCACUGCCGAACAGCCCUGACAGUUAGGACUUUUUCCCUGAUAUGCCUUUGUGACGAUGAGAUCUUGAAACUGCUGCAAGGGAAAAAGCAGCGGGGAGGUCAGAGUGAGCACAAACACUGGAGGAGAGCAUUAGGCAGAUUUACAGGAACUCCAUUUCUCCACCUUGCAUUCUCUUUACUCCGGUGUACUUCGUAUGCAGGAAAUAUUCCCAGCCAACUAGUAAAAUUUUAAGCCACAUCACAGCUUUCUCCAAAAAUCUUGCAAGUCAACAUAUGGUGAGAGAGCUUAAAAAUUGUCUGCUAGACAUCACUAACCCCAGAGGCGUAGCUGGGCCAAACUGUGCCCGGUGCGCAGUGUGUUUUUUCCGCCCCCCAUCCUCCCCC
This is a messenger RNA of Sphaerodactylus townsendi, 4311 nucleotides long. RefSeq names its product anoctamin 2 (gene ANO2). Gene Ontology annotation, cellular component: plasma membrane. Gene Ontology annotation, molecular function: chloride channel activity; protein dimerization activity. Gene Ontology annotation, biological process: chloride transmembrane transport. The record is from RefSeq and is a predicted model, not a curated record. The transcript is spliced from 28 exons. Lineage: Eukaryota; Metazoa; Chordata; Lepidosauria; Squamata; Sphaerodactylidae.